AUGAACGCUGUGGAGCGCAUUCUCGAGUACACCACUCUGCCCACCGAGGCGCCAGAUGUGGUCCAAUCCCGCCGCCCGCCUGCGGACUGGCCGCAGCAAGGAGUGAUAGAGGCAGAGGGAGUGGUGGUGAGGUAUCGCCCAGAGCUGCCCCCCGUGCUGAAAGGACUGACCUUCUCCAUCCGGGCAGGUGAAAAGGUGGGCGUGUGUGGGCGCACAGGCAGUGGAAAGACAACGCUAACCAUGGCGCUGUAUCGAAUAGUGGAGCUGAGUGCAGGGAGGAUAGUGAUCGACGGCAUUGAUGCGGCGAGCAUUGGGCUGUGGGACUUGCGGUCGCGCCUCUCCCUGGUGGCACAGGACCCCGUGGUCUUCUCCGGCACCAUCCGCUGGAACCUCCACCCCUACACUGCUGUCGCAGGGGGGGUGGGGGAGGACGAGAAUGCCAGCAGUGGGGGACAUGGGGAGGGGAAGGGCGACAGAGGAAGGGUGCGAGCGGAUGUGGAGUUGUGGGAGGCGCUGACGCAAGCAGGCGUGGCGGAUGCCGUGCGGGCGUUGCCAGGUCAGCUUGACGCUGAGGUGGCGGAGGGAGGGGGGAACCUGAGUGUGGGGCAGAGGCAGCUGCUGUGCCUGGCACGCGCACUGCUGCGGCGCUCGCAUUUGCUUGUGUUGGACGAGGCUACAUCGAACGUGGACACAGCGACAGAUGCGGCGGUGCAGGCAGCGGUGAGGGGAGGGGCGUUUGCAGCGUGCACGGUGAUCACCAUCGCUCACCGCCUGCACACCAUUGUGGACUGCCAUCGGGUCAUGCUGCUGGAGGACGGCCAGGUGGCAGAGCUUGAUUCGCCGGCUGCGCUGCUGCAGGAGAGGUCAUCGAGGUUCUCAACAUUUGUGGAUGCCACCAUGCCACGGGAGGCUGCUGCUCUUCGCAGAAUCGCUUCGGCGAAGUCGGUGGCGGCAAGCGAGGGAUGA
Messenger RNA from Closterium sp. Yama58-4, 966 nucleotides. The record is from the annotation of a GenBank genome assembly. Lineage: Eukaryota; Viridiplantae; Streptophyta; Zygnematophyceae; Desmidiales; Closteriaceae.